Molecule: messenger RNA, 966 nt
Organism: Hymenoscyphus albidus
Lineage: Eukaryota; Fungi; Ascomycota; Leotiomycetes; Helotiales; Helotiaceae
Source: the annotation of a GenBank genome assembly
AUGUCACAUUACGACAGAGACACAACGGGCGACACCAUCGUCUCCGACUUUCCAUCUCAAGUCAAAGGCCGUACCUUUUUGAUCACCGGUCCCAGUGAUGGUGGUAUAGGUGCUGAAGCAGCCAAAUCUCUUGCACGCGGCUCUCCAAAAUCUCUGAUCCUGGUCGGUCGCUCACUCGAAAAGAUCCAACCCACGAUCGAUGCAAUCCAAAAGGCCGACGCCUCUAUAACGGUCAAAUUUGUUAAUGUCGAACUGGGCUCUCUUUCCAGCGUAAGGGAAGCCGCGAAAACUAUCCUCGAGGAUUCUAGUAUUCCAAAAAUCGAUGUUAUCAUCAACAAUGCCGCAAUUAUGGUUUGUCCGUAUGGAUUAAGCACGGAUGGAUAUGAACUUCAAUUCGCGACCAACUAUCUCUCGCAUUUUCUUCUCACCAAUCUUCUUCUUCCCAAGGUUCUGGCUGCUGGACCCGGGGCUAGGAUCAUUAAUGUCUCGAGUACUGCUCACUUAUUGGGACCCAUCAAUUUUCAAUCUCUGGACUACAACAAGGGGAAAGAUUACGAGCCAUGGAUAGCCUAUGGCCAAGCUAAGACGGGGAAUGUCUUGUUGAGUGUGGCUCUGGAUAAGAGAUUGAAAGGAAAGGGGGUCAAGAGCUUUGCGUUGUGUCCGGGGGGUAUUGGUACGAAUUUGACGAGAUAUAUGUCGCCUGACAUACUCAAUGACGCAUUGACAAAAUACGCACACGGAAUGCAAACCAUAGGACCACCGAAGAGCUUGGAGGCGGGAUGUUCUACUACGCUGAGAGCCGCGCUAGAUCCUUCUUUAGUUGAGGUUGAUGGUAGUCUCUUUUUGGCACAUUGUCAGCUCCAGACAGAUCCCUCGUAUAUUGCCCCGCAUGCGCGUAGCGAGGAGAAUGCGGAAAGACUGUGGUCACUUAGCGAGGAACUUGUGGGAGAAAAGUUUGCUUUGUAA